Messenger RNA from Neofelis nebulosa (Clouded leopard), 1243 nucleotides. It is a transcript of the gene WDR53, whose product is annotated as WD repeat domain 53. The transcript is spliced from 3 exons. NCBI's taxonomy places the organism in Eukaryota, Metazoa, Chordata, Mammalia, Carnivora, Felidae. The coding region runs from base 143 to 1216 and encodes 357 amino acids. Gene Ontology annotation, molecular function: protein binding. The record is from RefSeq and is a predicted model, not a curated record.
UCGCGGUUCCUCUCGGCCCCGGAUGUGACUGUUUGGCUGAGGCGCCCCGCGCCCAGCGCUAGAUGGGAUUGGGCGCCCACAGGUGAGGUCAUCACGAGGCGCCGAGGAGGAAAGCGGGAAGCGCAGUGUCUUCUGGGCCAUAAUGGCAGUCAAGUGGACUGGUGGACAUUCUUCACCUAUUCUCUGCCUGAAUGCAAGUCAAGAAGGCCUAGUCGCUUCUGGAGCAGAGGGUGGUGAUCUUAUGGUUUGGGGUGAAGAUGGGACUCCAUUAGGACAUAAACGCUUCCAAGGGGCUGAUGAUGUUACCAGUGUCUUAUUCUCUCCCUCCUGCCCCACUAAGCUCUAUGCUUCACACGGAGAAACCAUUAGCUUACUGGAUGUCCGGUCACUCAAAGGUUCCUUGGACCAUUUUCAUGUGAAUGAAGAAGAGAUCAAUUGUCUCUCAUUGAAUGAAACUGAAAACCUGCUGGCUUCUGCCGAUGACUCCGGAGCAAUCAAAAUCCUAGAUUUGGAAAAUAAGAAAGUUAGCAGAUCACUGAAGAGACAUUCCAAUAUCUGUUCUUCAGUAGCUUUUCGGCCUCAAAGACCUCAGAGCCUGGUGUCAUGUGGACUGGAUAUGCAGGUGAUGCUGUGGAACCUUCAGAAAGCACGGCCACUCUGGAUUACAAAUUUGCAGGAAGAUGAAACAGAAGAGAUGGAAAGCCCACAAUCACCUGGUCAGCUUUUAAACCCUGCUUUAGCCCACUCUGUGUCUGUAGCAUCAUGUGGCAAUAUUUUUAGCUGUGGUGCAGAAGAUGGUAAGGUUCGAAUCUUUAGGGUGGUGGGAGUUAAGUGUGAACAAGAACUGGGAUUUAAGGGCCACACUUUGGGAGUAUCCCAGGUCUGCUUUCUGCCAGAGUCCUAUAUGCUGCUUACUGGAGGGAAUGAUGGGAAGAUAAUGUUGUGGGAUGUAAGCAGUGAAGUUGAAAAAAAACAGAAGAGCCCUACGAAACAUACCCACAGGAAGAAAACUAAAAAAGCAGCUUAUACAAAGCAGGGUAGAAAUACUCAUGCUCUAGUAACAGAUGAAGAACAUGGCAAAAUUUUACCAAAACUAAGUGUUGAACAUGGAGAAAAGGUGAACUGGCUGUUGAGUACAAAAAUAAAGGGAUACCAAAAUAUAUUAGUAGCUGAUCAAACUAGUUGUGUAUCUGUAUAUCCCUUAAAAGCAUUUUAAAUCCAAUAAAAAAUUUGAAAAACUGCA